AUGGCGUGGGCGUUCCACCACCAGCACCCGCGGCACCAGGUCCUGGACUGGCUGGCGCAGAAUGUGGGCCGGGCAAAUGUUGUCGACCCCGAGGAUCUUGUGCGGUACGAGGAGCUGGAGCUGGUGGAUCCUUCGAGCUGCAGGGGCUUCACGCAGGACGAGAUCGACAACCUGAUGGACAUCGACCCGGAGGAGGAGCCGGCGGACGAUCGGGGGGGCUGGCUGAGGACGCCACCCAGCGAGGAGGCCCUGCUGAAGGCAAAGGCGCAGAGGCAGGAGGAGUUGGAGCAGCUGCAGAAACGGCAGAGGCAGCUGGCCCGGCUGAAGGCACAGCUGUCUGGGGCCGUGACCGAAAAGUGCCGAAGAUGUGAGGGCUACUCGAAGAGUCUGAAAGAUGCUGAGCAACGGCUCUCCUUGGCCCAAGAUCGGGCAUCUGUGGAUGACCAGAUGAUUGACACUGUGCAUCAGGGCCUUAAAAGCCGCUUGCAGGAGCUUGGGAAUCUGCUUACGAACCGCAGGGAGGAGAUGCUCACAUCAAUGUCCAACCUCAACAAUUAUUGGGAGAGGGAGACACAGGCAUCGGAAGCAUUGAAUAGGUUAAUCAGAGAGACAGGCACUUCUGGUGCUACACAUGAAGGUCAAAACAGUCCAAGCACCAGCUGUGCUGGCUUGGAAGAGCCUUCUCAAACCGAUUCCCUCCUUGCUGCAUCUGACCCAACCAAGCAGGCAUGGUACAACGAGGUGCAGCGCCUGAGAAGAGCGCAUUUGCUGGGCUCAUCUCAAGCUGUGGCAGCGGCUGCACAAAGUGCAGCAGCAGCAGCACGAUUGCAAACACUGGAGAAAAUUAAGAGAGCCAAACUCGCAGGCGAUCAUCGACCUGACCGAAGCCUGGCUGCUCUGCGUUCUGAGCUUGAGGGGCUUAAGGCCACAAAAGCUGCCCUGCUGAACGGGUCAGUGCCUGAGGCCUGCUCCAAGUCGGCGAGCACACACGGCCUGGGUGUCCUCAAGCGCCACUAUGAGCAAGUGAAUCAUGGUUGGGAGGAGCUGUGCGGAAAAAAGCUGCGGCUGAUGGAGAUGGCCGCAGAGCAGAAGUCGAGGCACGCCGUAGUGAAUGACAUCGCCGAGGUCGAGCGCCGGCGGCUGCAGGACACCGCGGCGGGCAUCGAGCGCAUGGUCCGCCUGCUGGAGGGCAGCUUUAAAGCGGCGGCGGCCAGGAAGCAGCGGUACGGCCAGGUGGCGGUCGAGGACGCCAGACACAUCCCCGCAGACGACGCCUACCUGACGCGCCUGUCGUGCGCCCUGCGCUACUCGCGCCAGGCCAUCAGGACGCACCCCGACGGCCCCAAGGAACGGUGCCGGCCGCCCAAGCGGCCGCGCGACAGCCCCCCGCCCGCUGGCGGGGACCACUGGGCCCUGGAGCCCAGCCCGCUGUCCAAGAUCGCCAUCCUGCAGGAGAGGAGCACGAAUCCCGCGCCCCUUGGAGCGGCGGACACGCACAAGGGCAGAGAGGCAGACACGCUCAAGGGGAGAGAGGUGGACACACAGAUCGUGCAGGCGGUGAAGACGCCGGCGACUGUGCAGAGUGGGAGAGAGUGCACUCCACUGUCGAUGUCCGCCACGCCGAGGGGGGGCGGCGUGGUGUCGAUCGAGCACGCGUGCCGGUGGCUGUCCCAGUUGUUCCAGGAGCAAGGCAGGAGGAGUGGGGAGCUGACGCGGCUGUACUCCAGGGAGCUGCCGGAGCAGAUGGCGGCUCUUGGGGGCGCCGCGCGGCGUGCGCACAGGCUGGUGUUCUUGUCUCUGGAGGCGGGGGAGGCGAUGAUGGUGGACCCCGCCGUGCUGGAGGGGUCGCGGUCGUUGCAGAGGCUGGGGCACGAGCUGAUGGCGCACGCGGGGGAGUUCCGGGAGGAGGUGCGGGCGUACAAGAAGUUCCUGCAGCAGAACAAGAUGGCGCGGAAGGACAGGCAGGCGCCGCUCAUCUUCUUCCUGCAGCCGGAGGCCAUGGGCCAGAAGCUGCGGUUCUACCAGGCGAAGCUGAGGGGGGCUGGGUGA
Ostreobium quekettii is the source of this 2049-nucleotide messenger RNA. Lineage: Eukaryota; Viridiplantae; Chlorophyta; Ulvophyceae; Bryopsidales; Ostreobiaceae. The record is from the annotation of a GenBank genome assembly.